Molecule: messenger RNA, 1093 nt
Organism: Malaclemys terrapin pileata
Lineage: Eukaryota; Metazoa; Chordata; Testudines; Emydidae
Gene: ABHD10
Product: abhydrolase domain containing 10, depalmitoylase
Exons: 4
Coding region: 222-668 (148 amino acids)
Biological process (GO): proteolysis; protein depalmitoylation
Cellular component (GO): mitochondrion
Molecular function (GO): serine-type peptidase activity; palmitoyl-(protein) hydrolase activity; hydrolase activity, hydrolyzing O-glycosyl compounds
Source: RefSeq, a predicted model, not a curated record
CUUCCUCCCAGGCCUUAAUUCAAAUAUGAAUGGUCAGAAAGCAGUUGCACUUCAGGACUUCUGCAAAUCUCUCGGUCAUGCCUUUGUAAGGAUGUGGAAGUUCAGAUGGUAAUCUUCAAGAGUGUACGGUUGGAAAGUGGAGGAAGGAUGUUUUGUCUGUACUAGAUGAACUCACAGAUGGACCACAGAUUCUAGUGGGAUCCAGCUUAGGUGGAUGGCUGAUGCUUCAUGCAGCAAUAGCUCGUCCAGAAAAGGUGGCCGCUGUAGUUGGAGUAGCUGCAGCUGCAGACUAUCUUGUAACAACUUUUAAACAACUUCCCCUUGAGGUCCAAAAAGAAAUAGAAGAAAAGGGUGAAUGGAAGCUGCCAACAAAACACAACGAGGAAGGGUUUUAUUGUUUGUCAUAUGAGUUCAUUAAAGAAGCAGAAAACCACUGUCUGUUGAGCAAUCCUAUUCCUAUAACCUGCCCUAUAAAACUUAUCCAUGGCAUGAAGGAUGAAGAUGUCCCAUGGCAGGUAUCCAUGCAAAUUGCAAAUCGUGUUGUCAGCACAGAUGUGGAUGUGAUCCUCCGCAAAGUUGGUCAGCACCGAAUGAAUGAGAAGGAUGACAUGAAACUUCUUGUGUACACUGUUGAUGAUUUAAUUGACAAGCUGACAACCCUAGCAUGAGUUGCAUGUUAGCACUAAUGCAUGAGCUUAACACUCAGAUCUCUUCUGUGAUUAACCAAAACCUCACUUUUUUUAUGGCAAUGGAACACUGCUGAAUCUGGAAGGAAAGAAAGGAAGUGGAGCUUUAAUUUCUGUCUCCUUACCUCUGUUUUGUAAAUAAAGGUGUUUUCUUAAUGCUGCAUUUGCACAAAUGGUAGAAAAUGUGAAGAAAAUGCUGCUGUUUGUUGGAAAACUUUCCCCCACCUUGAUUUCCUGUGACUUUUUUUCAAGUUUCCUACGCUAUUUUGUACUGAAACAUGUUUACCUUUCUUACAUUUGUGCCAAUGGUUAAUUUUUGCUACUAUUAGAACUGUACAGUACAACUUAAUUUUUUAAUUCCUUUUGACAUCCUAAAAUAAAUAUUGUGUUUUAUUCUUUUAACAUUA